Messenger RNA from Caenorhabditis elegans, 2276 nucleotides. RefSeq names its product ADP-ribosylation factor-binding protein GGA1 (gene apt-9). Gene Ontology annotation, molecular function: ubiquitin binding; small GTPase binding; phosphatidylinositol binding. The record is from RefSeq and is marked reviewed. NCBI's taxonomy places the organism in Eukaryota, Metazoa, Nematoda, Chromadorea, Rhabditida, Rhabditidae. Bases 240 to 2006 code for a protein of 588 amino acids. Gene Ontology annotation, biological process: intracellular protein transport; protein transport. The transcript has 13 exons. Gene Ontology annotation, cellular component: Golgi apparatus; membrane; early endosome.
GAUAGGCGCCGGUGAUGGAAGUGGAGAGCAAUGGAGCACGCCUCUCGCCCCCGGGCUUCAUUUGAAACCUCUUCUUCUUUUUUUCCCUUCUUUUGCUACUUGGGGCCUUUUAGAGAAAAAAAAGGAGUUGAAGAAGAAGGAAAAGUCGCCGUUUUGCUGUUGUGCUUGCUUGUUUUUCCUAUUUCUCCUCCUUUUUCGUUUUCUUCCAAGUGGUGUGCACCAGUUGAACGCUAGCUGCAAUGGAGGAAGAACCAGUGCGUCCCAUUGACUACUGGGUUUGUCGCGCAACAGAUAGAUUCAUCGGUGACGAGGAAAGAAUUAAAGCAUUGGACUUCAUAAUUGAAAGCAUUUAUAAACAACCUGCAAGUGCACUGCUCGCAGUGGAUCUUUUUUCACACAAGCUUUCAAGUCCUUCACAAGAAGAAGCGAUGCUUACAAUCAGAGCUCUUGAUUAUUUAGUACGCAAUGGAGGCGAAAAGGUUCAUGAGCGCUGUGGUCGUUACAAAUUCCUAAAUGAGCUUGUCCGAUUGAUAGCUCCCAAAUACAAUGGGAAAUUGACAAGCGACGCACUGAAAACGGAAAUCAUAAAGCUGCUGUUCAUCUGGCAAUUGUCAAUCAAGCACAUUCCAAAAUACAAGCAAGUGUACGAGUCAUUAAAAUUGAGCAAGAUAAUCACUGACGAUCCGCAUGUUAGAGAAACUGAAGUUCCUGUUUUCGCAGUUCCACCUGUCAGGUCAUCGGUGUUUGACAAUGAAGAGCAAGCCGUUCUUUUGAAAGCUUUAUUAUCAAGUAAUCGCCCAGAAGACUUGGAAACUGCCAAUAAUCUAAUCAAAACUCUUGUAGAAACUGAAGAGCACAAGCUUGUCAAGAUUCAUGAACGCCGGAAAAAGUUAGAUCAUGCUAUCAACCUGUGCAAUCAAGUUGAACAUCUACGGCUCGACAAGGCGGCGGAAACAAUCGGACUCGGAAAUUAUUCGCCAGAUAAUGAACUUACCCUUCAGAGGGUAACGAAUGAACUGAUUCAACUUCAAGAAUUGUUUUAUGGAUAUGUCAAUGAACUAGCAGAAAACAAUGAUCCUUGCCUAGAAGAAGUUUUAAAUAUUAACGACCAAAUCAAUAGAGUUCUGCCCGAAAAUGAAACUCCGAAAUGUGGAAAUAGAGCCCCAAUUUCGGCAAGAACUCAGUUGGAUCCAGAGAACCAAGAAUUGCUUGUUUUCAACACACCAACAAGCGAAGUGCCUCCUAAGAACGGAUUUUGUGACCCCCGUGAUUUGGAAGGAAGUUUGCUAAACAAUAUGAUAGAGUCGGAGUUCGUCGAAGAACCAAAGAUCGUUCCCGUUCAACAAAUGACGCCCGUUUUGAACCGGAACAGCUCAGCAAGUCCUCGUGCUAGUGGAGACUCUUCUAUAUUUGAAACUGAUUUUCUGGCUGGGAAACGGCUCCCAGAACCUCUCAAACCACCGACAUUGAAUGAGUUGAAACCAAAUACAACAACAAUUACGCUAGAAGCUUUAGAAGUUCUGGUACCACCAAUGUCCCCAGAACCAACAAGUCUGUCCCCAAAAGCUAUCCCUGAGAAAGUUGCACUGAACCCAAGUUCAAUAAUAAUGAGGAAUCGCGUACCCAUUGAAGUACUCUACAGCAAAGGUAUGAGGAUUCUUCUCUACUAUUGCCAAUCAGAUAUGACUGUCAGCAAUAUUCAUUCUUAUGUGUUGGUUAUUCAGAAUCACAAUAAUUUCACAAUUAAAGAUGUCAACUUGAGCUUGAAAACAAAUGAUAAGAAUGUCAUUAUCCGGCUGCAGGAUUCUGUCAACAAUCUUGCUGGUUUCAAUAUAUUUGGUCAGCAAGAAACAAUCAACCUUCUUCUUUGCAUUCAGCAACUUAAUGACGUCAAAGACGUUGAACUUGACUUCACUCUAGCUUACAAAAAGAGUUUAGAAUCGGCGAUUAGUGGAAGCUUCACAUUACCCAUCAUUCCAGAACAUAUUUUUAAUAUUAAUUUUUGAAUUGUAAAUUGAGAAAAAUAUUUUUUCGUUUGUUUUUUUUUGUCCCGGUUUACAUAUUUUGUCGAUUUCGAAUGACUAGAAAAUGCUAAACAUCCCCAAUUUUGCUUGUAUACGUUUCAUGUAAAGGUUUUUGCGAAGGAAAAUAUAAAUCUUGAUUUAAUCUUUUAGCUCAGGCAGUAAAACGCUGGCAUUAAAUGCAAUCUUCAUGGCACUUGUGUUGGAGAAGAGUACAAAACUACCAAGGAUUAAUUUUAAUAAAUAUCUUUAUUU